Cryptomeria japonica (Japanese cedar) is the source of this 1688-nucleotide messenger RNA. RefSeq names its product probable pectinesterase 15. Bases 324 to 1376 code for a protein of 350 amino acids. Gene Ontology annotation, molecular function: pectinesterase activity. Gene Ontology annotation, biological process: cell wall modification. The transcript has 5 exons. Lineage: Eukaryota; Viridiplantae; Streptophyta; Pinopsida; Cupressales; Cupressaceae. The record is from RefSeq and is a predicted model, not a curated record.
GCAAAGAGUAAAUCAGUGCAACAUACAAUCGAGAAUUGACCGCAUAUCCAGUUAAAUUAUAUCUGCUUGAAUGCAUAGAUUUCCCUUAACAUUAACAUUGCUAAAAUAUGUUCAGCAAUCAAAUCAUAUCAGUCUGAAUGAAAAAGAAAUAAGGAAUAUACAGUGUAGUUUUCUACCUUGAGUGCAGCAGAAGCUAUGCCAAGGGUUUUCGAAAUAUUCUUAGCAACUUUUGAUUUAAUAAAUUGCAUUCCCAACCAGAAUAAUUCCCAAUAGUUAGCUGCACAUUCGUUCUUCUUGUUUGUCUAAACACAUUGUAGACUGAGAUGAGUUUCUGCCAUUCCUGUCUUAUAAUGUUAUUGAUAUAUGUACUACAAUGUAGCUUCUGUUCUGAGCUUGUUGUAGGAGUAGAUAAGUUAGUAAAAUGGACAAAGAAAAUCCAUUCCAGUCAAUGGGUAUUAGAAUCCGAUAUACCAGUGUCCAAAUAUAUUUUAGUGGAUAGUGUAGGAAAUGGGGACUUCAAGACAGUGCAGUCUGCAGUGGAUGUUGUCCCCAUUAAUAAUCUGGAAUGGGUUUACAUUCAAAUCAAUGCAGGACUCUAUCGAGAAAAGGUGGUGAUACCAUACAAUAAACCAUAUAUCAUCUUUCAGGGAGCUGGAAAAGAAAAUACUGUAAUAGCAUGGGGUGAAGCUGCUGAUGCAGACGGUAGUACUGCUGACAGUGCAACUUUCUCAUCCUUUGCAUCUAAUUUUAUAGCCGAGGGUAUGGGUUUCAAGAAUUCAGCUCCUCAAGCACCCCCAGGUGCCAACGGUAAACAAGCAGUGGCUGCAUUGGUAGCAGGUGACAUGGCAGCGUUUUAUCAAUGUGGGUUCUAUGGAGCACAGGAUACGCUCUUUGACUAUCAGGGGAGGCAUUACUUCAAGAACUGUUAUAUUGAAGGAUCAAUUGAUUUUAUCUUUGGCCAUGGCCAAUCUACAUAUAAGCAAUGUGAGCUCUAUGCCAUUGCACAGGGAGACAAUUUACCUGGAGCCAUAAGCGCACAAAAUCGACCCAGUACCCAGGAAGAUAGUGGUUUCAUUUUCAUUGCCUGUAAAAUCAGUGGUAGCGGCCAAGUUUUUCUGGGAAGGGCAUGGGGUGCUUAUUCUCGAGUGAUAUAUGCAUAUACUUACAUGGAAAAUAUAAUCAUGCCCCAAGGAUGGGAUGAUUGGGGUUUGGUUGAAAGGCACAGGAGCGUUGAGUAUGGUCAAUACAAGUGCUAUGGGCCAGGUGCUAACACUACAGAUAGAGUAAAAUGGUCUCGAGAACUUACAGAUCAAGAAGUCCAACCAUUCUUAGACUUAAGUUUCAUUGAUGGAAUAGAAUGGCUUCAUGAAUUUUGAAUGUCUACGCAGUUCAACAGUAAACUUAUUAUGUAGCAAGUAACAUGAUGUUGGGUUCAAUAAUAAUGUCCCUACUCUUGCUACAGCUCUUGGUGGCUCUUGCCUCUCUCUAUGCUUCGAUCAUUAAUUAACAUAAUCAUCACCACAAUUUCUUAUUUAUAAUUUAUGGUGGCGAUUAUACUUGAGAGUUCUGUGACCAUUAUAAUGAGUACAAAAUAAUCUUUCUUGCCAUGCAGAAGGGAACUGGUUAAUGAAGCAAAUCUGUAAAGGUUUUAGCACUCUUAAUGCUUUGAAAAGCUUAUUUAAUUUCAA